Molecule: messenger RNA, 381 nt
Organism: Durusdinium trenchii
Lineage: Eukaryota; Dinophyceae; Suessiales; Symbiodiniaceae
Source: the annotation of a GenBank genome assembly
AUGCCUGUGGACCUGACCAUUGCCGGUGCCAUGGGCCUGAAGGCCGUCGCGGCCGCCAAGGCGGCCUCCGCGGCGGCGAAGCAGGCAGCAGCACAGGCCAUCGCCAUGGCGCAGAACACGAACUUAGCGGCGCUGCAGGCGGAGCAAGCACAGGCGAAUUUGGAGAAGUACGUCUACGGUGUGCCGGUGUCGUCGAUACCACCAAGUGUGUCGCCCAUGCCACCAGCUGCUAUCCAUCCAUAUCCCAUGAAGGCUGAGAUUCCUCUGGGCGGGCUUGCAUUUGCAGCAUGCGACGCCAUGGGCAAGUGGCGAGAGGGAGGGCAGAUGCAGCGAAGUUGCACCAGGGCCUUGAAGAGAGACCUGGGAAAUCGCUUCUUGUAA